AUGGAGCCAUCACAGAGUAAGCCAAAAAUCCUAUUUCUAUGGUCCCCAUUGGCACUGGCUUUGUUGAACCCUCAUAAACUUCCUGUUCGUGCGGCCUAUCCUCGUGGGGCUUCGAGAAGACAGGAUCCUCGCCAUUUUUUGCCCUUCUUGAGGGCAUUCAAGUACCUCUGCUUCAACCUAUUGACCUUUCUCCUCAGCUGCUCCUUCGAGGACUCGAAGAAGACUGUUGAGGCGGCAAAAUCCCCCGGCGGAUGCAUUACCAGACUCUGGAGCGACGAGGACGAGAUAACCCUGCUGAAAGGGCUAAUCGCCUUCAGGGGCCUCCCGAACUUCAGAUUCCCCUUA
This is a messenger RNA of Striga asiatica, 345 nucleotides long. NCBI's taxonomy places the organism in Eukaryota, Viridiplantae, Streptophyta, Magnoliopsida, Lamiales, Orobanchaceae. The record is from the annotation of a GenBank genome assembly.